This is a messenger RNA of Plodia interpunctella (Indianmeal moth), 1658 nucleotides long. RefSeq lists its product as uncharacterized. The transcript has 9 exons. The record is from RefSeq and is a predicted model, not a curated record. The coding region runs from base 345 to 1583 and encodes 412 amino acids. Lineage: Eukaryota; Metazoa; Arthropoda; Insecta; Lepidoptera; Pyralidae.
UUAGAAUAAACUCAUCCGUCAAAAUGAAAAUUUGUUCUUGGUACAAUAUAUCAUCUUAUUAUUUUGGUUGAAAAUUGAAAAUUGCACAAGAUGACGAACAAGGAAGGUGUGUUAACCGAUUUAGAUCUUUUCUUUUUGUUAUUUGAUUUAUAUUUUUAGUGCAUUUAAAACAAAAAAAAUAUAAUCGAAAAUGGUGUAAAACCUACAAGUGGAUCGAUCACGAUGGCUUUUAGCGGCCGUCUGCGUGUAGAAAUUUAUGAUCAUACAUCAUAAACAAACAUUUCAAAAUUUCUUGGUAUAAGUAUACCAUACAAAAAAAUACUUAAAUUUGUUACAUAUUUGAAAUGUUUAGGUGUACAGAAGGUCAGCCAUGGCGUUGUUUGUCACUGUCCAAACAUUUGAGCAGUGAUAGUAUAGCGGUCGAGGAAGAAGAGACAUUUAUUGCAUAUAAAGCAGAUUGUGAAGAUAAUGUUAGUAACCGCGAGGCUGAAGACUUGGUUAAUACUGUCAUUACAUCAACACCUCAAAAAACUUCAGACGAAAUGAUCAAAGUUAAAAUUGAUAAUAAUCUAAUUGGUCAAGGCGACGAAGAAAUUGAUACGCCAGAAAAUGAAUUCAACAACUCUACGGCUAUAUUUAUAAAUAAUUUGUUCGAUAUGAGUGACGUUGAAAGAGUGAUUGUUACCGAAGAUAACGAAUUAAUAUCAACUGAGCCAUGUAACUUUCCCCCUCUACAAGAUAUAACAAAGAUGAUGGAAUCAUAUGUAAAUGCUGCUUUGAGUAUGGCUUUUGUCACAGAAACUCAUGAGGCUGUGCAUAUUCCUAGAGAUUCUUCCAGAAGCACUGACUAUUCAGGUUAUUCUUUCUUAUCUGAUGCAUUUGAUAUGGAAGACAUAGGCGAAGAAGUUACAUUUAUGAUUAACAAUGGGAUCGCUGAUGUCGAAGCGACUGAAGUUGUUCCUGUAGGGAAGAUAAUUGAGGUGCAAGGUAUGCAACAAGAAGAUACAAUAAAUAAUAACGAUGGGAGUGAAUUUAUGGAAAAGACACAUAAAAAUGAUACAGCGCUUUACGAAAGUACAUACUUGACUUUAAAUCGGGACUAUGAUCAAAACUCCGAAGAAGAAGGACCAGUAUUGCUAGAUCCCAAAGGACUUACAAUGCAAGAAGUGGAAUUAAUAACUGCGCAUACAUCUGACGACGAUUUAGCCUUUAAACCUGAAAAGAAAUCCCAUGAAAUGGCGGCGACAUCAGCGGUGUCUGGCACGUCGCGAAAAAGCCUCGUACACCGCUGUCGAAGCCAGGGUGCGCGGCUGCUUUCUUGCAUCCGCGGUUGGUGGAGACGCAAGACUCCAGGGAAACGCAAGGAAUCUCGUGUGAGUGGUUCUAUCCGAGGCCUCUGCCCCUUGUCCCCCGACGCCAGGCUUCGAGCUAACAGCAUGCUGGAGCAGCGCCGCGUGCAUUCCCCCUCGCCCAAUCGAUCCGUCGUGUGGAAGUUCAACACUGUCAACGAAGCCCUCGUCAACUCCUCCCGCUGGAAAGAGUACACGUUCAACGUUAAGCCUGAUGAAUGUGGAGAGUACUAAACUAAACGUUCUAUUUGGAAUUAUUUUUAAAUUUUGUUAUAUCACCGUCUCGUUAGUAAAGUUGUAGGUUUUAAA